GCUGGGAGCAUGGCCUAGGGGUGGCGGCUGCAGAGUUUUCAGGGGCCCGUGGAGACACCUGCAGACCCGCUGUGCAGGAGAAGAUGAUCUGUAUCAGACUCGCGAGACUCGCAAGGGUGCUGCUGGCCUGGGCCCUCACCUUGCCAGGGACCCUCUGCACAGAGAGGACUGGGUACCGGCCGACGAUGGCCCGAUGCAGCUUCUUUGGACGUGACUUUGUCAACACUUUUGAUGAGACCAUGUAUAGCUUUGCGGGAGACUGCAGCUACCUGCUGGCCGGGGACUGCCAGGAACGCUCCUUCUCCAUCCUCGGGAACUUUCAAAAUGGCAACAGAGUGAGCCUCUCUGUGUAUCUCGGGGAAUUUUUUGACAUCCAUUUGUUCGUCAAUGGUACGGCCAUGCAGGGGGCCCAAAGGGUCUCCAUGCCCUAUGCCUCCCAAGGGCUGUAUCUGGAAACGGAGGCUGGGUACCACAAGCUGUCCAGCGAGGCCUACGGCUUUGUGGCCAGGAUUGAUGGCGGCGGCAGCUUUGAAGUCCUGCUGUCUGACAGACACUCGAACAGGACCUGCGGGCUGUGCGGCAACUUCAACAUCUUUGCUGAAGAUGACUUUAGGACCCAAGAGGGGACCUUGACCUCAGACCCCUACGACUUCGCCAACUCCUGGGCCCUGAGCAGUGGGGAACGGCGCUGCCCGCGGGUGUCCCCUCCCAACGUCCCGUGCAACAGCUCUUCCGGGGAACUGCAGACGGCCCUGUGGGAGCAAUGCCAGCUACUGAAGAGCACCUCCGUGUUCGCCCGCUGCCACCCGCUGGUGGAUCCUGAGCCCUUCGUGGCCCUGUGUGAGAGGACCUCGUGCACCUGCAUCCAGGGGCCAGUGUGCGCGUGCCCUGCCCUCCUAGAGUACGCCCGUGCCUGUGCCCAGGAGGGCCUGGUGCUGUAUGGAUGGACUGACCACAGCACGUGCCGCCCGGCCUGCCCUGCUGGCAUGGAGUAUAAGGAGUGUGUGUCCCCUUGCACCAGAACCUGCCAGAGCCUGCACAUCGAGGAAGUGUGUCCCGAGCAAUGCGUGGACGGCUGCAGCUGCCCUGAGGGACAGCUACUGGACGGAGACCGCUGCGUGGAGCGCGCUGAGUGUCCCUGUGUGCAUUCCGGGGAGCGAUACCCUCCUGGCGCCUCCCUCUCUCGAGACUGCAACACCUGCAUCUGCCGCAACAGUCAGUGGGUCUGCAGCAACGAAGAAUGCCCAGGGGAGUGUUUCGUCACGGGCCAAUCCCACUUCAAGAGCUUCGACAACAGAUACUUCACCUUCAGCGGGGUCUGCCAGUACCUGCUGGCCAGGGACUGCUGGGACGACUCCUUCUCCAUCGUCAUAGAGACGGUGCAGUGCGCCGAGGACCCCAGCGCCGUCUGCACCCGCUCCGUCACCGCGCGCCUGCCGGGGCUGCCCGGCCGCCUCGUGAAGCUGAAACAUGGAGGCAGCGUCGCCAUGGAUGGCCAGGACAUCCAGGUCCCCUUCCUGCAAGGUGACUUCCGGGUCGAGCACACGGUGAUGGGCUCUGUGCGCCUCAGCUCCGGUGAGGACCUGCAGAUGGAGUGGGACGGCCGCGGCAGGCUGCUGCUGAAGCUGUCCACAGUCUACGCCGGGAGGACAUGCGGCCUGUGCGGGAAUUUCAACGGGAACCGGGGCGACGACUUCCUGUCCCCCGCGGGGCUGGUGGAGGCCCUGGUCGAGGACUUCGGCAACGCCUGGAAGCUGCGCGGGGACUGCCCGGACCUGCGGCAGCUGCUCGGCGACCCUUGCAGCCUCAACCCGCGCCAGGCCAGGUUCGCGGAGGAAGCAUGCGCUCUCCUGACGUCCUCCAAGUUCGAGGCCUGCCACCGGGCCGUCAGCCCGCUGCCCUUCCUGCAGAACUGUCGCUACGACGUGUGUUCCUGCCCCGACGGCCGCGAGUGCCUGUGCAGCGCCGUGGCCAGCUACGCCGCCGCCUGCGCUGGGAGAGGCGUGCACAUCGCCUGGCGCGAGCCCAGCUUCUGCGCGCUGAGCUGCCCACCGGGCCAGGUGUACCUGCAGUGCGGCACGCCCUGCAACCUGACCUGCCGCUCCCUCUCCUACCCGGAUGAGGAGUGUGCCGAGGGCUGCCUUGAAGGCUGCUUCUGCCCCCCGGGGCUGUACCAGGACGAGAGAGGCCAGUGCGUGCCCAAGGCCCAGUGCCCCUGUUCCUAUGACGGCGAGAUCUUCCAGCCCCAAGAUGUCUUCUCAGACCAUCACACCAUGUGCUACUGUGAGGACGGCUUCAUGCACUGCACCUCCAGCGGAGCCCCGGGGAGCCUGCUGCCCGACAUGGCCCUGCCUCACCGCAGCAAACGGAGCCUGUCCUGCCGGCCCCCCAUGGUCAAGUUCGUGUGUCCCCCUGACAACCCGCGCGCCGAGGGCCUGGAGUGUGCCAAGACGUGCCAGAACUACGACUUGGAGUGCGUGAGCGCCGGCUGCGUCUCCGGCUGCCUCUGCCCCCCGGGCAUGGUCCGGCAUGAGAACAAGUGUGUGGCCCUGGAGAGAUGUCCCUGCUUCCACCAGGGCAGAGAGUACGCCCCCGGAGAGACAGUGAAGAUGGACUGCAACACGUGCGUCUGUCGGGACCGGAAGUGGAACUGCACAGCCCACCUGUGCGACGCCACGUGCUCCACGAUCGGCAUGGCUCACUACCUCACCUUUGACGGGCUCAAGUACUUGUUCCCCGGGGAGUGCCAGUACGUCCUCGCACAGGAUUACUGUGGCGGCAACACUGGCACCUUUCGGAUCCUGGUGGGGAAUGAGGGGUGUGGCUACCCGUCGGUGACGUGCAGGAAGCGGGUCACCAUCCUGGUGGAAGGAGGGGAGAUUGAGCUGUUUGACGGGGAGGUGAAUGUGAAGAGGCCGCUGAAGGAGGUCACGCACUUUGAGGUGGUGGAAUCCGGCCGCUACGUGUUCCUGCUGCUGGGUGGAGCCCUCUCUGUGGUGUGGGACCGCCGCCUGGGAGUCUCUGUGGUCCUGAAGCAGACCUACCAGGAUCAAGUGUGUGGCCUGUGUGGGAAUUUCGAUGGCGUCCAGAACAAUGACUUCACCAGUAGCAACCUCCAAGUGGAGGAUGAUCCCGUGGACUUCGGGAACUCCUGGAAAGUGAACUCGCAGUGUGCGGACACCACAAAAGUGCUGCUGGACUUGUCGCCUGUCACCUGCCGCGACAAUGUCGUGAAGCAGACGCUGGUGGAUUCCUCCUGCAGGAUUCUUACUAGUCACAUCUUCCAGGACUGCAACAAGCUGGUGGACCCUGAGCCAUACCUGGACAUCUGCAUUUAUGACACCUGCUCCUGUGAGUCUAUUGGGGACUGUGUCUGCUUCUGUGACACCAUUGCUGCCUACGCCCAGGUGUGUGCCCAGCACGGGAAUGUGGUGAACUGGAGGACCGCCACGUUGUGCCCCCAGAGCUGCGAGGAGAGGAAUGUCCGGGAGAGUGGGUAUGAGUGUGAGUGGCGCUACAACAGCUGUGCACCUGCCUGCCCUGUCACGUGCCAGCACCCGGAGCCUCUGGCCUGUCCUGUGCAGUGUGUGGAGGGCUGCCACGCGUACUGCCCUCCAGGGAAGAUCCUGGAUGAGCUGCUGCAGACCUGCAUCGACCCCCAGGACUGCCCCGUGUGUGAGGUGGCCGGCCGGCGCCUGGCCUCGGGAAAGAAAGUCACCUUGAACCCUGGUGACCCUGCGCACUGUCAGAUUUGUCACUGUGAGGGGGUCAACCUCACCUGCAAAGCCUGCCAGGAACCGGGAGGCAUGGUGGUGCCCCCUACAGAUGCCCCAGCCAGGCCCACCACCCCGUAUGUGGAGGACACCCCCGAGCCGCCCCUGCACGACUUCUACUGCAGCAAGCUGCUGGACCUGGUCUUCCUGCUGGACGGCUCGGCCCAGCUGUCAGAGGCGGAGUUCGGGGUGCUGAAGGCCUUUGUGGUGAGCGUGAUGGAGCGGCUGCACAUCUCGCAGAAGCGCAUCCGCGUGGCCGUGGUGGAGUACCACGACGGCUCCCACUCCUACAUCAGCCUCAGGGACCGCAAGCGGCCCUCCGAGCUGCGCCGCAUCGCCAGCCAGGUGAAGUACGCGGGCGGCCCGGUGGCCUCGACCAGCGAGGUCUUGAAGUACACGCUCUUCCAGAUCUUCAGCAAGGUGGACCGGCCCGAAGCCUCCCGCAUUGUCCUGCUCCUGUCUGCCAGCCAGGAGACCCCGCGCAUGGUCCGCAACUUGGUCCGCUACGCCCAGGGCCUGAAGAAGAAGAAGGUCGUUGUGAUCCCGGUGGGCAUUGGGCCGCAUGUCAGCGUCAGGCAGAUCCACCUCAUUGAGAAGCAGGCCCCCGAGAACAAGGCCUUCGUGCUGAGCGGUGUGGAUGAGCUGGAGCAGCGGAGGGAUGAGAUUAUCAGCUACCUCUGCGAGCUGGCCCCCGAGGCCCCUGCUCCUACUCAGCGCCCGCCCACGGCCCGGGUCACCGUGAGCCCAGGGCAGUUGGGGGUCUCACCCCAGGGCCCCAAGCGGCGCUCCAUGGUUCUGGAUGUGGUGUUUGUCCUGGAAGGGUCAGACGAAGUCGGGGAGGCCAACUUCAACAAGAGCAGGGCGUUCGUGGAGGAGGUGAUCCGGCGCAUGGACGUGGGCCCCGGCAGCAUCCACGUCACGGUGCUGCAGUACUCAUACGUGGUGACCGUGGAGUACACCUUCAGCGAGCCCCAGUCCAAGGACGACAUCCUGCGACACGUGCGAGAGAUCCGCUACCAGGGCGGCAACAGGACCAACACGGGGCUGGCCCUGCAGUACCUCUCCGAGCACAGCUUCACCACCAGCCAGGGCGACCGGGAGCAGGCCCCGAACCUGGUCUACAUGGUCACAGGAAACCCCGCCUCUGACGAGAUCAAGCGACUGCCUGGCGACAUCCAGCUGGUGCCCAUCGGAGUGGGCCCGCAUGCCGACGUGCAGGAGCUGGAGAGGAUCGGCUGGCCCAACGCCCCCAUCCUCAUCCAGGACUUCGAGAAGCUCCCCCGAGAGGCUCCUGACCUGGUGCUGCAGAGGUGCUGCUCCGGGGCGGGGCUGCAGCUCCCCACCCUCUCCCCCGCCCCUGACUGCGGCCAGCCCCUGGAUGUGGUCCUUCUGCUGGACGGCUCCUCCGGCUCGCCGGCUUCUUACUUUGAUGAGAUGAAGAGUUUUGCCAAGGCUUUCAUCUCCAAGGCCAAUCUGGGGCCUCACCUCACUCAGGUGUCCGUGCUGCAGUACGGAAGCAUCACCACGGUCGACGUGCCGUGGACCGCGGCCCAGGAGAAAGCCAACUUACUGAGCCUCGUGGACCCCAUGCAGCGCGAGGGUGGCCCCAGCCAAAUCGGGCACGCGCUGGGCUUUGCGGUGCGGUACCUCACUUCGCAAGUGCACGGAGUGAGACCUGCAGCCUCCAAGGUGGUGGUCAUCCUGGUCACCGAUGUCUCCAUGGACUCAGUGGAUGAAGCCGCGGCUGCCGCCAGAUCCAACCGAGUGGCAGUGUUCCCCAUCGUGAUUGGGGAUCGGUAUGACGAGGCCCAGCUGAGGACCUUGGCAGGCCCAGAGGGCGGCUCCAAUGUGGUGAAGCUCCAGCGCAUCGAAGACCUCCCCACCAUGGUCACCCUGGGCAAUUCUUUCUUCCACAAACUUUGCUCUGGGUUCCCUAGAGUUUGUGUGGAUGAGGAUGGGAAUGAGAAGAGGCCCGGCGAUGUGUGGACCUUGCCAGAUCAGUGCCACACAGUGACUUGCCUGCCAGAUGGCCAGACCUUGCUGAAGAGUCAUCGGGUCAACUGUGACCGGGGCCCCAAGCCUUCGUGCCCCAACAGCCAGUUCCCUGUUCGGGUGGAGGAGACCUGUGGCUGCCGCUGGACCUGUCCCUGUAUGUGCAUGGGCAGCUCCACCCGUCACAUCGUGACCUUCCACGGGCAGAAUUUCAAGCUGACCGGCAGCUGCUCCUACGUCCUGUUCCAAAACCAGGAGCAGGACCUGGAGGUGAUUCUCCGGAACGGUGCCUGCAGCCCCGGGAAGACGCAGACCUGCGUGAAAUCCAUUGAGGUGAAGCAUGGAGGCCUUGUGAUCGAGCUCCACAGUGACAUGGAGGUGACGGUGAACGGAAGACUGGUCCCCAUACCGUAUGUGCGGGAAAACGUGGAGGUCAGCGUCUACGGCGCCAUCAUGCAUGAAGUGAGAUUCCCCCGUCUCGGCCACAUCUUUGCAUUCACUCCACAAAACAAUGAGUUCCAGCUGCAGCUCAGCCCCAAGUCCUCUGCCUCCAAGACGUAUGGUCUCUGCGGGGUCUGUGAUGAGAAUGGGGCCAGUGACUUCGUGCUGAGGGAUGGCACAGCCACCAGGGACCCGCAGAGGCUUAUCCAGGACUGGACCGUGCACCAGCCAGGGCAGACGUGCCAGCCCAUUCCCGAGGAGCAGUGUCCGGUCUCCGACAGCUCCCGCUGCCAGGUCCUCCUCUCGGCGCUGUUUGCUGAGUGCCACAAAGUCCUUGAUCCGGCCACGUUCUACGCCAUCUGCCAGCAGGACAGUUGCAACCAGGAGCAAGUGUGCGAGGUGAUUGCCUCGUACGCCCACCUCUGUCGGACCAACGGGGUCUGUGUUGACUGGAGGACAGCUGGCUUUUGCGCUAUGUCCUGCCCAGGCUCGCUGGUGUACAAGCACUGUGAGCACGGCUGCCCGAGGCACUGCGAUGGCAACGUGAGCUCCUGUGGGGACCACCCCGUGGAAGGCUGCUUCUGCCCCCCGCACCAGCUCGUGCUGGAAGGCACCUGCGUCCCGGAGGAGGCCUGCACUCAGUGCAUUGGGGAGGACGGAGUCCGGCACCAGUUCCUGGAGACCUGGGUCCUGGACCAUCAGCCCUGCCAGAUCUGCACAUGCCUCAGCGGGAGGAAGGUCAACUGCACGUCGCAGCCCUGCCCCACGGCCACAGCUCCCACAUGUGGCCCAUGUGAAGUGGCCCGGCUCCAGCAGAAUGCACACCAGUGCUGUCCGGAGUACGUGUGUGUGUGUGACCCCGUGAACUGCGACCUGCCUCCGGUGCCUCCCUGCGAAGAUGGACUGCAGCCGACGCUGACUAAUCCAGGCGAAUGCAGACCCAAUUUCACCUGUGCCUGCAGGAAGGAGGAGUGUGCAAGGAAGGCCCCGCCCACCUGUCCCCCACACCGAGCGCCAGCACUGCACAAGACCCUGUGCUGUGAUGAGUACGAGUGUGUUUGCAACUGUGCCAACUCCACGGUGAGCUGUCCGCUUGGGUACCUGGCCUCGACCACCACCAACGACUGUGGCUGCACCACGACCACCUGCCUCCCUGAUAAGGUGUGUGUGCACCGAGGCACCAUCUACCCCGUGGGCCAGUUCUGGGAGGAGGGCUGUGACAUGUGUACCUGCACCGACAUGGAGGAUACGGUGAUGGGCCUGCGUGUGGCCCAGUGCGCUCGGAAGCCCUGUGAAGACAGCUGUCAGACGGGCUUCACCUAUGUGCUCCACGAAGGAGAGUGCUGUGGCCGAUGCCUGCCAUCUGCCUGUGAGGUGACGGCCGGCUGGCGGCGGGGAGACUUGCCGCGAGGAGACUCCCUGUCUUCCUGGAAGAGCGUUGGGUCUCGCUGGGCCUCCCCCGAGGACCCCUGCCUCAUCAACGAGUGUGUCCGAGUGAAGGAGGAGGUGUUUGUGCAACAGCAGAACGUCUCCUGCCCCCAGCUGAACAUCCCCACCUGCCCUGUGGGCUUCCAGCUGAGCUGUAAGACGGCCGAGUGCUGUCCCAGCUGUCACUGCGAGCCCGUGCAGGCCUGCGUGCUCAACGGCACCAUCAUCGAGCCCGGGAAGAGUGUGAUGAUUGAUGUGUGCACCACCUGCCGCUGCACCAUGCAGCUGGGGCCUGUGAAUGGGUUCAAGCUGGAGUGCAGGAAGACCACCUGCGAGGCCUGCCCCCUGGGUUACAAGGAAGAAAAGAACCAAGGUGAAUGCUGUGGGAGAUGUUUGCCUAUGGGCUGCACCAUUCAGCUUCGAGGAGGACAGAUCAUGACACUGAAGCGUGAUGAGACACUGCAGGACGGCUGUGACAGUCACUUCUGCAAGGUCAAUGAAAGAGGAGAGUACAUCUGGGAGAAGAGGGUCACGGGCUGCCCACCCUUUGAUGAGCACAAGUGUCUGGCGGAAGGAGGGACAGUCAAGAAAAUUCCAGGCACCUGCUGUGACACAUGCGAGGAGCGUGACUGCAAGGACAUCGUCGCCAGGCUGCAGUUUGUCAAAGUGGGAGACUGUAAGUCCCGAGAGGAAGUGGACAUUCAUUACUGCCAGGGCAAGUGUGCCAGCAAAGCCGUGUACUCCAUCGACACUGAGGAAGUGCAGGACCAGUGCUCCUGCUGCUCGCCGACGCGGACAGAGCCCAUGCGGGUGCCCCUGUACUGCACCAAUGGUUCCCUUGUGUAUCAUGUGGUCCUCAACGCCAUGCAGUGCAGGUGCUCUCCCCGGAAGUGCAGCAAGUGAGGCCUGCUGCAGCUGCAGGGGAUGCCUGCUGUUGCCCGCCUGUGCCCGACCAGCCGGAGCGUUGCUAACCUCUGCACAUCCUGCUCUGGUGCCCUCCUGGGCC
Molecule: messenger RNA, 8640 nt
Organism: Lepus europaeus (European hare)
Lineage: Eukaryota; Metazoa; Chordata; Mammalia; Lagomorpha; Leporidae
Gene: VWF
Product: von Willebrand factor
Exons: 52
Coding region: 84-8537 (2817 amino acids)
Biological process (GO): blood coagulation; cell-substrate adhesion
Cellular component (GO): extracellular matrix
Molecular function (GO): protein binding
Source: RefSeq, a predicted model, not a curated record